Dibothriocephalus latus is the source of this 399-nucleotide messenger RNA. The record is from the annotation of a GenBank genome assembly. Lineage: Eukaryota; Metazoa; Platyhelminthes; Cestoda; Diphyllobothriidea; Diphyllobothriidae.
AUGACCACGGGGUCGCUAUCGGCAGCUGCGGAAGGCCCGAGCAGGGAAGCUGCGAUUGCCGGCAUGACAGUCCUCCGGGUCCUUAAUGUGACACGCCAGUGGGACUUUGAGGAUGACCACGAACUUAAGUCCAAUAUGCAACUUCUGCUGGGCGAACUGUUGCGAAAUCCACGUCUGGCUCCCAAUAACCAGAAGGUGGCUCUUCAACUCUCACACGAAGUGUUGAAUGACCAGCUGGUGGAGUCGAAAGUUGACUUGUCCAAAUUGAUAACUCCCACCCAGGUGAGACUUUUAAUCACACUUUGUAUGUAUACUUUCUGUUUUGGUAAAGAUGCAGUAUGCGAGCCCACUCAGGGUCGUUCGGCCUUGGGUUGGGAAUGGGUAUGGCUGCAUAUGUGA